AUGAUAUUAGCUAGCAUAGCUAGCUAUCCUUAUCUUUCAAAGAUUUAUGCACGUGCUGCAAAGUGCAAAACGCGCUAAGGCUGGAUCACUUAACUUAUUUUCACAAAACAAUGAGUGUAAGAAACAGACCUGGCUCGUCUCCCAUGCCGGCUUGUCAGCCCAGUGCGUUCUCCCGGCAGCCGCCUCGCGUGCUGAUUGUGGACACCUCGCCGCCCUGGUGGUCAGAGACGGGGGCAAUUUUGUGCGAGGCGCUCGACAACUUCUUGACGCUGGCCAGCAGUCUGGAGGGGCCCAGCCGCCUGCCUUUGCUCAGUGUCUACGCCGUCAACCUUCAGCAGGAGUGCCUUCUGCCUUUUGUGCAGGUGAAGGGGAACCUGGUGCGCCUCCGCCUGUGUGUGGAUGAGCUGCGCUCUCUGCCCGGAGAGGGAUGUGUGCGGCCCCGGGGGUUCCUCCUCAGACGCGCCGUCCUGGACAGCCUGCAGCAGUACAGGCAGUACAGCAGCCACCACGUCCACGCGGGGAGCGGAGGCGGCAGUGGCUCCGGCAGCAAGGCAAGCGGCACCUCGGUGGAGGUGACCGUGAUAACCAGUCAGCCGGGCCGGGCAUUGAUGCGUGAGCUGGAGGCGGGGCUGAAGGACUCAGAGCUGGGCAGCCUGCGGCGCCUGCUGGUGGUGCAGAUCUCCCCCCAGCAGCAGCCGAUGGCCGGGGAACAGGGAUGGACGCCUGACGCCCCCUCGCCGGAAGACUCGGAGGAGGGUCUGAUGCUGGGCACAGAGAUGGACCUGCAGGUGGUGGAGAGCAGCGUGGUUGCCGUGGAGAGUGUUCUGAAGGCGUGGCUUCACGAGCAGGCGGGGGAGCGGGAGCAUCUGCACCUGCUGCUGCCCCGCGUCCUGCAGCACGCCUCUGGCCCGCCCCACGCCGAUGGACCCCGCAAGCCUAGCCCCAUCUGCCUGAAGUGUGACAUGCAGGAGAGGCUCCUGAGCCCCAGCCUCCUCCCCAGCGCCUCCGCCCCGCACCUCGCCACCAAGACCGAGAGUGUCCGGGACUUCCAGCCUCACGGCAAGGGCCCGGCCAAUCACAGACCCCCUCCGCAGACGCUCCGAGUCGUCAAGACCCUGCACGCAGAUGGAGUGUGUGAGUCGGUGCUGUACGGUCUCCCUCUGAUCAUCAGGCCCACCAUAUGCUGGCAGCUGGACUGGGACGAGAUUGAAACCAACCAGCAACUCUUCCAUGCUCUCUGUCACACGCUUAGGGAGCAUGAGUGGUUCCUGCUGGUGCGUACAGAGCCUGCUGUGGGGUCAGCGCUGGCCUCCGCGGCGUCCGUCUCCACUUACUACGUGCUGCAGCCCUCUCCCUCACUCUCGCUCCUGCUGCUCAAGCCCGUGGUCACCCAGGAGCUGCUGCUGCCCUGCAGCAUGCCCGACUCAAAUCAGGACCCCCCGCUCAGUGCCCUCAUUACUGUGGAGAACUCCCUGCAGUCGCUAGAAGAGGACCCCGUCUUCAACCCCUUGUGCCUGGGCACCAACCUCUACCCGCACCUGAGGAUGCGCAGCCUGGCCUCGCGACCGGCCCACCCCUACCGCAGGCAGGCCCAGGCCCAGACCCAGACCCUGACCCACUCCCGGGGCCACGGUGCUGGGGUGAGCCCCGGCGGGCAGAGCCAGUGCAGGGAGCCGCCAGUACGACCACCAGAGGGCUCCAUGGCCCGGCAGUCUCACGGGCGUCAGUCUCAGCAGGCUCGAGCGCGGGCGACCGUAGCUCCCCUUCCGCCGCCCUCGGGCCCCCCAGCGAAGAGCUCCCGGCCGCCGCUCACCUUCUCCAAGCCCUCGUCCUCCUCCUGCCUGGGCGAGAGUGACGACGAUGACGACCUCAUCAUGAUGCUGUAGCAAGUGCAGCUCUGCCCCAUGAGGAGACAGUGGCCAUGCCAAGCUCAUCUACCGAGAGACCAGAUGUGGACGGGCUUCUUACACUCGUCUACCGUCUCUCCCUCGCUGUGGAGGAGUUCAUCGGCCCUCCCCGAAGCACUGUUGUGGUUUUGUAAUGUGACUAUUGGUCACAUUUCAAGAAAGGCCCACUCACGAGCCUCCUCCUUUUUAUUGUUGUUCCCAUCUGUGCAACUUAAAAAAAAAAAAAAAAAAAAAAAAUCUAUUUCUCAGAUUUGUCUUUAUGGGAACGAUGUUAUGAAAUGCUCUCUAAAUCAUUUCAAGCUGUUGUUGAUCUAAAGAAUCAAUGUGCCGGAUACACAUGUAAAG
Messenger RNA from Alosa alosa (allis shad), 2252 nucleotides. Its product is annotated as meiosis 1 associated protein. The transcript is spliced from 11 exons. Gene Ontology annotation, biological process: spermatogenesis; meiosis I; male meiosis chromosome separation. The record is from RefSeq and is a predicted model, not a curated record. Lineage: Eukaryota; Metazoa; Chordata; Actinopteri; Clupeiformes; Clupeidae. Bases 111 to 1886 code for a protein of 591 amino acids.